Messenger RNA from Plasmodium malariae, 3996 nucleotides. Its product is annotated as conserved Plasmodium protein, unknown function. Bases 1 to 3996 code for a protein of 1331 amino acids. The record is from RefSeq and is a predicted model, not a curated record. The transcript has a single exon. Lineage: Eukaryota; Apicomplexa; Aconoidasida; Haemosporida; Plasmodiidae.
AUGAUAUCUUCAAGAAAAUUUUUUCUAAAGGGGAAGGAACAUUUAAACGUUUUUGAUCAAAUAAAGCGAUUUAAAAAAGUUCAUACUGAAAAGAAGGUUAUAUCAGAUAGUUCGGUUACUCUCGAUAGGCAUACCCCUAUUUAUAAUAAAAGAGAAGAUAAUAUUAAUAAUAAUAAAGCAUAUUUGACAAGUUCAAAAGGAGGUAAAAACGAUUUAACAGUUAAUACGGAAAAUGCGAAAACGAUAAGGGGUGAAAGACCAACAGAUAGUAGCUCAAAUAAUGUAGACAAAAAAAAUAUAAGAAGAAGUUACAUGCCCAUAGUAGGGUAUGAGAAAAAUGUCAAAGGAUUGGAAAAUAAGUUGGGGAUCUGGGAGCGAAGCGCUACUACUGUUAGUAGCAGUGGUAUUGGAACAGGUGGAGGCAGUGAUAGCGGCAGUGGUAGAAGCAAUGAUAGGGGCAGUGGUAGAAGCAAUGAUAGCGGCAAUGGUAAAGGCAGUGGUAUCGGCAAUGGUAAAGGCAGUGGUAUCGGAAAUGGUAAAGGCAGUGGUAUUGGAAAUGGUAAAGGCAGUGGUAUCGGAAAUGGUAAAGGCACAGGAAGUGGAAGUGGCACCAGCAGAAGCAUCAAAUGGCUGAGUAACAGCGCGCGGAACAGUUUUAAUGCGAAGAGCGAUAGUGAAAACGCAAAUGCAAAUGUGUACAUCAACAAGUUACAUGAUUACUUAGACAUUUCCCAUAAAUCGGAAAAUGACAAGAUAAAAAUAAAUAAGCUCCUGAGCAAAUUAAGAAAGGAGAAUUUAACAAUUUUAGUUAUAUUAGAUGUAUUAAAAAGUUUGUGUAAUUUAUUUUUAAAGAAAGGAAGCUAUAUAAAUUAUAAUUCAGAUUGUUUAGUAGUUACUGAAUAUUUAAAUACUAAUAAUACAUUGAAGAGAUUUAAAAAUGACUUUGAACAGUAUUUUAUGUAUAUAGAAAAUUAUUUAAAAAAGUAUAUUUCUUUUAUUAAUGAACAGAAUUUAUUUGAUUUAUUAAAAUAUUUUUAUUAUCUUAAUUAUUCACCUUCCUUAGACACUAUGGAAAUUUUACAGGAAAAAUUUUAUUUACAUAUGGAUAAACUUGAAAUUUUGAAAACUGUUCAAAUAUAUUAUAUCAUCCAGUCUUAUUACAAACAUUCCUAUAUGAAAGAUGUUGAUACAUUUCUGUCCCUUGCUGUUGAUGAAAAAUUAAGAAAGUGUUACCAGGAUAAGGGCAUUUCUAACAAUUGUGCUUCUUUUAUAGAGCAUACAGAUAAAGACACUUAUAGAAGCAUUACAAGUAGUGCGGUGGAAUAUACAGGAAAUGGAAAGUACACAUUUAGUAAUGCUUACGAUCCUAGUAGUGUAGUGUAUGAUAGUACCUCUAGUACUACAACACUCCAUUAUGAGAAGGCAAAAAGUGAAAAUUCUACCUUCAACUCAACUACCCCAUCUUUGAAGGGGCCUACAAACAGAAGUAAUUACAGAGAAGAGCAUCCACAAAGCAACUACGAAAAUAUAACAUACAACAACAACAACGUACACAGUGAUUAUACUCCUUUAAACAUGCAUAGUUUUGUCAAUAUGGGAGAUUCUUAUGUAAAUAGCGUAACGAGUAAUAAACAAAAUCAGCUGCAUAAUGACAAAUCACUGCCAUAUGUCUCAUCAAACACAGUAAUACAUAGGUUAGAAAAUAAUGAUAAAAUAAAUAAAGUACAAAAUAACGAUAUUAUAUUAAUUUUUAAAUAUAUGCAAAAUGUACCACAUACAAUGAUGAAAUUUUUUUAUGAAUAUAACAUAAUAAACAUUUUAGAAAAAAAUAUAAACAAUUUCUCAGUGGACUCCUUACUACUUAUAUUAAGUAUUUAUAUAAAUAGUUCAUAUAAAAUGUUAGUAGAACAUAUAUUACAUAUCUUAUAUCAUCAGAUAGAUAAUAUGACAGAAAAUAACAUACUACUAUUAACAGAUUGUUUGAAAAAAUCAAAAAAUUUCCUGAACAAUAUAAAAGAAGAAAACAGAGAUGUUAGUCAAAUGGAAUCCAUCAGCAAAAUGGCGUCCAUCAAUAAUAUGACGUCCAUCAGCAAAAUGGAAUUCAUCAAUAAAAUUAUAGAUAAAAUAAAAAGAGAAAACGAAUUAUUUAUCCCAAAUAAUCUUGCUUCUAUUUACUUAAAUAUAUACAAAACAGUAUAUGAUAGAGCAUCAUCAGUGUCUAACUGUAAUAUAUACAAUCAAGAUAAUACAAGUGAGCUUAACAAUUUCGUGGAUAGCAUUAGUGAAAACACGCAUAAUACAUAUGAGUUCGCCCUAGAAAGGUCCGUAGCUGACUCCUCUUUUAAGGAAGCACAUAUAAGUAGUGGUUUGAAUAGUAAUACAUAUGAAAACUCAGAUUUUAUCUGCGCUAUUCCAUUAAGGGGGGAAGACGAGAAAUAUAAGGUCAACCGAAAUAGAUACACAGAAAAAACACAGCUCACAAGUGAACUAGUGAAAUUCUGUGAUGAGUAUAUUAACAACAUAUCAUCAUUUCCAUUAGUUUUGAAUUUGUACCUCAUAUAUAUUAAAAGCGAAGAUAUAAAAAGUAAAACAAUUUACAUAUUUGAAAAGAAAAUUAAAAUGAACAAGAACAAAUUAACACAAGAAAAUAUAGCGGAUAUAAUUCUGUCGUUGAGUAUAUAUCCUUAUCAUACUACACAACUGUUUACCUAUUUAGAAACUUUAAUAAAUGAGAAGCUAAGCAAUAUAAAGAACAAUUUUAUGUAUGAACGUGUUCAUGCAAAAAUUGGAAAAGAGUAUACAAGAGAAGAUACAAGGGAAAAUACAAGGGAAAAUACAAGGGAAAAUACAAGGGAAAAUACAAGAGAAAAUGUAAGAGAAGAAGAAGAUGAUACAAAUGUAGAAAUGGUAAAUGAACGUUUUGUAAACAUAGAUAAUGCAAACUACUUAAUAGAUAUAUCUUUAGCAUAUGGAAUUAGUGGGAGAAGAAAUCUGCAUUUCUGGAAUUUGGUAGAUGUACAUAAAAUAAUACUAACCUGUAACAAGAAAUUAUUAUUAUAUUUAGCUUAUAGCUUUUUGCUGACUAAUUAUUACUGCUCCUUAUCAUGGUUCUUAAUAAUUAAGAGAAUUGUAGAAGAUGUUAAAGCUUUCAAUAAAAAGCAGUACGAAUUAUUAUAUGAAAUUUUAAAAUGUAGUGUAUUAUUUAAUUACAUCGAUUUAAACCAUUUUACAAAUAAAUCAUUUAAGAGCAUACAAAAUAGGAAAAACGCUGUUAACAGUAGUAGUUAUGACUAUUACAGUAGCAGCGGAAGUGGAAGUGGUAGUAUUAACAAAAACGACGCAACUGCUUUUUUAAAAACUUUCCACUAUUUAUUGAACACGUCCUACUAUCAUUACAAGAUGAAACUAAUAAACAAUCAAUAUAAUUCAAAUGUACCUUAUGAAGAAGUACUUAUCUAUUUAAAAUUAAAUUACGAAAAAAAUGUAGAAUUCAAAAAUUUGUAUAUAAUUCCAUUUCUGUUGAAAGACUACAACGUAAUUAUCGACCCGUUACCCUCGACACCUAUUCAUAAAUCUAGUGGUUAUGUAAUGGGGGAAAUACAACUAAAACAUAAAGUUUUUCAAAACGAUAAUUUUGUUGUUUUAUCUUUUUAUGAUGGUAUAUGGAAUGAAUUUUUAAAAUAUUCUACUAACACUGAUCAACCAGUUUACGAUAUUAAGUCCCUAGCUGAGCAUUUCAAAUCGUACACAGAAUCACAUAUUAAAAUUAAAAUUAACAAUAAAAAUAAUGCCAAUAAUAGUACUCAUCUCUUGAACGAAAUGAAAAAACAAAAGGGUAGUCCAUUCGUUAAUUACUUAAAAUACAAAAGAACAAAUUUAUCUAAAGAACAGAAUAGCAAAUAUCUAAUAAAUAAAACGAACAGUAUGAUGGACACUUAUGAUGUUCACCAUAAAUAUUUAAAAAUUAAGACUAAAGUUGGUAAAAAGAGCAUGUAG